GAGAGCCGACGGCGGGCGGGUGCAGCUACAGCCGGAGUGCCGGCGGGGGCUCGUGGGCCCCGCACCUUUACACUUCCUCACCGCCCGCGUCCUCGGACAUGGUGGCCCCCGGCUCUGUGACCAGCCGGCUGGGCUCGGUAUUCCCCUUCUUGUUGGUCCUGGUGGACCUGCAGUACGAAGGUGCUGAAUGUGGAGUAAAUGCAGAUGUUGAGAAACAUCUUGAAUUAGGCAAGAAACUACUUGCAGCUGGACAGCUAGCUGACGCUUUAUCUCAGUUUCAUGCUGCAGUAGAUGGUGACCCUGAUAACUAUAUUGCUUACUAUCGGAGAGCUACUGUCUUUUUAGCAAUGGGCAAAUCAAAAGCACUUCCUGACUUAACUAAAGUGAUCGAAUUGAAGAUGGAUUUCACUGCAGCAAGAUUACAGAGAGGUCACUUAUUACUCAAACAAGGAAAACUUGAUGAAGCAGAAGAUGAUUUUAAAAAAGUGCUCAAGUCAAAUCCAAGUGAAAAUGAAGAAAAGGAAGCCCAGUCCCAGCUUAUCAAGUCUGAUGAAAUGCAGCGUUUGCGCUCACAAGCCCUUGAUGCUUUCGAAAGCUCAGAUUAUACUGCUGCUAUAACUUUCCUUGAUAAGAUUUUAGAGGUUUGUGUUUGGGAUGCAGAACUACGGGAACUUCGAGCUGAAUGUUUUAUAAAAGAAGGGGAACCUAGGAAAGCCAUAAGUGACUUAAAAGCUGCAUCAAAAUUGAAGAAUGAUAAUACUGAGGCAUUUUAUAAAAUCAGCACUCUGUACUAUCAGCUAGGAGACCACGAACUGUCUCUCAGUGAAGUUCGUGAAUGUCUUAAACUUGACCAGGAUCAUAAAAGGUGUUUUGCACACUAUAAACAAGUAAAGAAACUUAAUAAGCUGAUCGAGUCAGCUGAAGAGCUCAUCAGAGACGGCAGAUACACAGAUGCGACCAGCAAAUAUGAAUCUGUCAUGAAAACAGAGCCAAAUGUUGCUGAAUAUACAAUUCGUUCAAAAGAAAGGAUUUGCCACUGCUUUUCUAAGGAUGAGAAGCCUGUGGAAGCUAUUCGAGUGUGUUCGGAAGUUUUACAGGUGGAGCCUGACAAUGUGAAUGCUCUGAAAGAUCGAGCAGAGGCCUAUUUAGUAGAAGAAAUGUAUGAUGAAGCCAUUCAGGAUUAUGAAACUGCUCAGGAACACAAUGAGAAUGACCAGCAGAUUCGAGAAGGUCUCGAGAAAGCCCAGAGGCUAUUGAAACAGUCGCAGAAACGAGAUUAUUAUAAAAUCUUGGGAGUAAAAAGAAAUGCCAAAAAGCAGGAAAUCAUUAAAGCAUACCGAAAAUUAGCACUGCAGUGGCACCCAGAUAACUUCCAGAAUGAAGAAGAAAAGAAGAAAGCUGAGAAGAAGUUCAUCGACAUAGCUGCUGCAAAAGAAGUCCUCUCCGAUCCAGAGAUGAGGAAGAAGUUCGACGACGGCGAAGACCCCCUGGACGCCGAGAGCCAGCAGGGCGGCGGCGGCGGGAGCCCCUUCCACCGGAGCUGGAACUCGUGGCAGGGCUUCAACCCCUUCAGCUCGGGCGGGCCCUUCCGCUUCAAAUUCCACUUCAAUUAGACCAGCUGUCUCUCCGCCCCUCUUCCUUCCGUUUUUCCCAGAUUAAAAACAAGCAAACCUUCUUCCGGGACCCUAAUGAA
Messenger RNA from Sus scrofa (pig), 1693 nucleotides. It is a transcript of the gene DNAJC3, whose product is annotated as DnaJ heat shock protein family (Hsp40) member C3. Gene Ontology annotation, biological process: protein folding in endoplasmic reticulum. Gene Ontology annotation, molecular function: protein-folding chaperone binding; misfolded protein binding. NCBI's taxonomy places the organism in Eukaryota, Metazoa, Chordata, Mammalia, Artiodactyla, Suidae. The record is from RefSeq and is marked provisional. Gene Ontology annotation, cellular component: endoplasmic reticulum.